AUGUCUUUUACAAACUUCCACUCAGCAUUACCUCCAUCUCUCCAGCAAAUUCCUAUUCCAAGCACUCCUCUUCCAGAUAAUGACAGCUCUUCCUCAACCGACUCUUCCACUGCUGGCUCAGACUACUCAAGAUCUCCUUCAAAUUCUCCUCGCCAUCAUCACCAUCAUCACAGACUUCUCACCGGUCCUUCUCUCCAUCGUAGUGCCAGCGAUUUGCUUCUCUCAGCUUCUUCCUCUUCAACUGUUGACAAUGUCUACGAGUAUCUUUGUGACGACGUUGAUGGAACAACUGCUGCACUUUUGGGAACAGACGAUGAAGAGUAUAUGUGUUCAUCUGCCUCCCAGACUAACGUCUCGGCAGCAGAUCUUUUGAUGUCUUCAUCUGAAAACAACAUCAACAAUGGUACUAUUAACAGCAAUAUGACUAUUGGUAAGCCCUAUUAUUCAUUGGAAAAGUUGCAACAUUACUCUCAGCUGAGUCUCAUGUCUGGAACAAUGCGUGUGCACCCGCAUUCAGCACACAAUGCUCUCCAGAGUGCUCUCGAAGACAUUUUUGAGAUUCAGCUUCUUUCGGAAUCGUCGCUGGACGAUGAUGACGAUGAUGACGAUGGUGAUGAAAGCCUUGAAGAUGAUGAAGAAGAGAAGAAUGGUAAUGAUGACAACGACGACAACGACAACGACGACAACGAAAUGGCUCCUCAGGAUUUAGAAAACUCGCUCAGCGAAGUUACUCUGAAUAAUGAUGACGACGAUGACGACAACAAUGUCGAUCAAGAAGAACUUUUCUAUAAACAGAAAUUGUCAAGAUCACCAUCUCUCCUUAAUGCCCCUUGGUCGUUCUACUCAGGUCCUCAGGCGCCGGCGCCCGCAGCCCCCUUUUGCUCAGCACCACACGUGUAUCCUCCUAUGGGAGCCUCUGCGGCUGCCUGGUGGACAGAUUCUAGUGCGGAUGAGGCGGACAUUUUGGACCAUUAUUACGAUGAUGAAGAAGAUGAUGAUGAUGGUGACACUGAUUCGAGCUGCAUGCCUACUCCUUUAUCAGCAACAACAUUUGGAGUUUUGUCUUCUUCAUCUACAGCAGCAACCACAAGAACUGCAAAGACCAAAAUCAGAGACGACAACGCCAUGGUGGCCAGUCCGUCGCAAACUCAGGCGUACCAUGCUGCAAGUGCAAUCUUGUCGUCGGUCAAACAGCGCAACGCAGCGGCGGGCGCGUCUCCAAACUGGGUUGCGUUGCGGCGGCUGCACGAUGACUACGAGGCUGCGUUUGUGCAUAAAUUGCAGCCCACCAACAAGUCGGCAUUAGAAACAACAACUACAACUACAAUAACAGCCAGUGCAAUUAGUGCAGCAGCAGCAUCAGCAGCAGCAAAAGCAGCUCACAGUGCAGCAGCAAUCGCAAUUGCUUCCGGGACUCGGAACAACGGAGAAGACGAUUUCUCGAUCGAAUCACCUGAAGACGACGAUUCUUCUUCAUACUCGAGCAGCUGCUGUUCCACCUCAAGCGAGUCGGCAAAUUACUCGCCGGUUUUCUACAUUCUAAGUCCUCCAGCAAGAAACCCUACAGCCACUACCACCACUACUUACCACCAUUCUCUUGCAUCUACAAACCCAUAUCUCUCUUCUUCUUCUUCUUCUUCUAAAACAACGGCCAUUCGUGCUCCCCCACCUGUCCCAUCACGCGUCCCAGCUGCUGCCCAGCCUCCAGCUCCAGCUCCAGCUCGACCCGCAUACUGUUUACCGACUGCAGUUUGUACUGCUUCUGUAGAGCGUGCUGCACUUCCUGGUCCUUCCUUGAAUCGAGUGCUUGCUGUGCAGCAGCGAAUUCAGAAGAAUGCCCAGACAAGUUUACGUGCUCGCCGGAUUCUGAAGCGCAGAAUGAUUGUUGAACAACAACAGAUGCAAAGAAGCCCAAGAGUUCCGCCCGGAUUGCCGGUGCCAAUGGGUAUGGCAAGCCCGGUGCCUGUCAUGUGA
This is a messenger RNA of Magnusiomyces paraingens, 1974 nucleotides long. RefSeq lists its product as uncharacterized. The coding region runs from base 1 to 1974 and encodes 657 amino acids. The record is from RefSeq and is a predicted model, not a curated record. The transcript has a single exon. NCBI's taxonomy places the organism in Eukaryota, Fungi, Ascomycota, Dipodascomycetes, Dipodascales, Dipodascaceae.